This is a messenger RNA of Paraphaeosphaeria sporulosa, 1329 nucleotides long. Its product is annotated as ER membrane protein-like protein. NCBI's taxonomy places the organism in Eukaryota, Fungi, Ascomycota, Dothideomycetes, Pleosporales, Didymosphaeriaceae. The transcript has 3 exons. The coding region runs from base 1 to 1329 and encodes 442 amino acids. Gene Ontology annotation, cellular component: endoplasmic reticulum membrane; perinuclear endoplasmic reticulum; cortical endoplasmic reticulum. The record is from RefSeq and is a predicted model, not a curated record. Gene Ontology annotation, biological process: septin ring assembly; endoplasmic reticulum inheritance.
AUGUGGCUCACCCGCGUCCUCUCCUCGACAUGUUUCCUCGGCGCCAUAAUAUUCACCAUACCGCUGGCUUUCGACAUUGGCGGCCGGACAUGCGGGCUCGCCUUCUCGCUGUCUCUUAGCGCAUACUACUUUGUGUAUUCAGUCUUGCGCCUGGCAACCCCGGCCAACUCAAGGUUCAGAUGGGCGCUGGGUCAACUCUUUGCGUGGACACAGUGGUUGAUGAUCGGGACGCUGUUGAUCUGGAGCCUGAACAAGUUUUCCAUCGACGCAGACAACAGCUCGGGAUGGGUGGAGCGGACGUUUGGCGGGAAGAGAUCCGACGACACCAGUGUCUACGAAUGGAUAUUCGGCGCAGAGGGGUUGUUGCAAUCCGCAACAAUCGGCGCUUGGGAUAGUGUCCUGAGAUACAGCACGCCAGUAUUCCAGAUCCUCGAAGGCUUCUGCAGCUUGUUGGUCAUACAGGCCUCGGGCCAGGUCACGCGAUGGGUUGUGAACGGAGAGCGGGGCGACAGCUGGAUGAUCGGCCUCCUGAUUACCUCCGCCUCCAUCAUCUCAUCUUCGGUCUAUUUCCUCUGGCGAAUCACCACAUUCCCAGAGAUUAGCAACGUAGAUGCCAUUCUCAUUGGCGUGGCCAUUACCACCGCUAUAUUCUUAUGCGCAUGGGGGAUUGUCAGCGGAAAGGGCAACCCAGUGGAAUCAUCCCUACUCUUCGCCUACGUCACCCUAUGCAUCUACCAGAUCUUCACAGACUACCAGCCGGCACCGGGCUCGGUCGCUGCGGAUGCACCAUCAGACCCUGCCUUACCUCCGCUACCUCCAAUCAUAAUGGCGUCGUACACCACACUUCUCCAUGCCUUAGGCUCGCUACCAACCAUCAUGCACACCGCCUACAACCUCAUGGUCGGCGCCAUAAUGACCAUCUCUCUAUCCGUCAUCAUCUCGCUCGCCUACCGCGUCUUCGUUUUCUAUGCCGCCGCUCGCAUCAUCCCUGCGAUACGCGAGUCGGGCGCCAGGGCUCUUUCAGAAGAACCCAGUCUCGAUGAUGAAGACGACACCACCAAAAUCUUGGGAUUCCUUACUUGGUUCAGCCCAAGUAUCAUAAUAGCAGUUUACACGAGUUUACUCAUGCAGCAUUUUGCAAGCGGAAAUGGAGACGCCAAUGGAAGCGCUGUGCAAGGCGAGUGGUGGAAGAGCCAAGGCGGCGAAACAGGAGGUAAUCUCUGGCGGUGGAUCAACCUCGGAAUUACCAUGGCCAUGUAUGCCAUCGAGUUGAAGAUGAGCAAGGAAGACGACGAUGGUCGGCUCACGCAGCAUUGGAAGACAGACUGA